Cucumis sativus (cucumber) is the source of this 1208-nucleotide messenger RNA. Its product is annotated as tetraspanin-2. The transcript is spliced from 2 exons. The record is from RefSeq and is a predicted model, not a curated record. Bases 168 to 977 code for a protein of 269 amino acids. Lineage: Eukaryota; Viridiplantae; Streptophyta; Magnoliopsida; Cucurbitales; Cucurbitaceae. Gene Ontology annotation, cellular component: plasmodesma; plasma membrane. Gene Ontology annotation, biological process: auxin-activated signaling pathway.
AAACACCUAGAAACGACGUGUCGUUCCACUCCCAACUUCCUUUCGAUUUAACACUCAUGACGACAUAACUUUCUUCACACUAGAAGAAGCCUGAUCUGUUAGUGAAAGAGAAAACAAUACAAAACCAAUUGGGCAUUGCAAAACUCCCUCUUCCAAACUCCAAUUCCAUGGGUUUAAGCAACAAUAUCACCGCAAUUCUCAAUUUCUUAGCUCUCCUCUGCUCCAUCCCCAUAAUCGGCGCUGGAAUUUGGCUCGCUUCGAAGCCGGACAACGAAUGUAUCCAUUUCUUCCGAUGGCCAGUGGUUCUCAUCGGCGUCUUAAUCCUCCUCGUCUCUUUAGCUGGCUUCAUCGGUGCCUAUUGGAACAGACAAGGCCUUCUCGCUUUUUACCUCUUCUGUAUGGCUCUUCUGAUCGGUCUCUUGCUAGUUCUCCUCGUUUUUACCUUCGUCGUUACUCGCCCUGACGGAAGCUACACCGUCAUGGGGAGAGGAUUCAAAGAGUACCGAUUGGAUGGAUUCUCGUCGUGGCUUAAAAGUCAUCUCACGAACUCUAGAAAUUGGCCGAAGAUAAGAACGUGUUUGGCGGAAUCUGAUGUUUGUCCUAAGCUUAAUCAGCAAUACUUCGCCGCCGAUCAGUUUUUCGCGGCGGACAUUUCGCCUCUCCAGUCGGGGUGCUGUAAACCUCCAACAGCUUGUGGGUUUAACUUUGUGAACCCAACACUGUGGCUGAACCCUGUGGAUCCAAUGGCUGACCCAGACUGCUAUAUUUGGAGUAAUGACCAAACCCAGUUGUGCUACAAUUGCAACUCUUGCAAGGCUGGCCUCUUGGGAAAUCUCAGAAGAGAAUGGAGAAAAGCCAACGUGGUUCUCAUUGUCACUGUGGUGGUCUUGAUUUGGGUUUAUGUAAUCGGCUGCAGCGCCUUCAAGAAUGCACAAACUGAGGACCUCUUUCGUCGUUACAAACAGGGAUGGAUCUGAUCUUGUUUCUGUUUGUAUCCCAAAACACGGCCACUCUUUCAUUGGCUUUUCAUCUCUGUGUAGGAUGUCUUUACUUCACCUGUGUAUAUUCAUUUUGUUCUUUUCAUAUCUAGAAAUCCCCAUAAUUGUAGAGUUUGCAGAUAGAAGAACCAAGUUCUGGAAUCAUUUCUCUAUAUGUUUAUUAAUUGACUUUGCCUCAGAUAAGAAUACAUUUUUUUAGUGAUUUUGACA